GUGGGCUGGGCUUCUCGCUCUCUUUUUUUUUCUCCUCCUCUUCCCGUUCGACUUCGUCCCUACUAACCAUCACCAACCAGCCAAAUCGACAAAAUGGGUGCCACCACUGUCCCUACCAACGACCACAUCUUGGUCCCUGAGACCCUCCUCAAGAAGCGCAAGAGCCAGGAGAAGGCUCGCGCUGAGCGCUCUGCCGCUGUUGAGAAGCGCAAGGCCGCCAACAAGGAGAAGCGUGGCGUCAUCUUCAAGCGUGCCGAGAAGUACGUCAAGGAGUACCGCGAUGCUGAGCGCGAGAAGGUCCGCCUUACCCGCGCCGCCAAGAAGGACGACUCUGCCUACAUCCCCGCUGAGGGCAAGCUCAUGUUCGUCAUCCGCAUCAAGGGUAUCAACAAGAUUGCCCCCAAGCCCCGCAAGAUCCUCCAGCUCCUCCGUCUCCUCCAGAUCAACAACGGUGUCUUCAUCCGCGUCACCAAGGCCACCACUGAGAUGCUUAAGAUCGUCGAGCCCUGGAUCGCCUACGGUUACCCCAACCUGAAGACCGUCAAGGAGCUCGUCUACAAGCGUGGUUACGGCAAGGUCGACAAGAAGCGCACUGCUCUUACCGACAACUCCAUCAUUGAGGACACCCUCGGCAAGUACGGCAUUGUCUGCAUGGAGGAUCUCGUCCACGAGAUCUUCACUGUUGGCCCCAACUUCAAGCAGGCUGCCAACUUCCUCUGGCCCUUCAAGCUCUCUUCCCCCACUGGCGGUUUCCGCACCCGCAAGUUCAAGCACUUCAUCGAGGGUGGUGACCUUGGCAACCGUGAGGAUGCCAUCAACGCCCUUGUUCGCCAGAUGAACUAAGGUGUUGUGUCACGAUUCAAAAGUGUGAAUGUGGUGUAGGGUCGAGAAGUAAAAUAGCAAAGAGACUAGAAAAAAGAGGCUCUUGUUGUUACGGCGUUCAUAGUUAUGACAUAGGUUUUGUGCAAAAAUAAAGCCUUUCCAUGAAUAAUACCAAACUAUUCUCCUACUCUACUGUGGUGUCUUGCAUAUCUAUUGUGAACAAAAAGAAUAAACAUAAAUAGAUGUGACGCAAAGUAUAAUCAAUGUAUUAUUUUGUCCUAUUGCAGUGGCUGUUCAAAUGGCUCUAUGAAAAGCUUUAGUGGUGUGACUUGUGGAGUGCGGCGUUUUAUGGGCUGAGAAGACAUGGGUGAUAAUAUACAAGAGAGUGGUUUGUAUUAAUGGGACAUGUUUAUGCUCUAUUUUACAUUUUGAUAUCGAAGCUUGUUCCACAGCCACAGCUACUUGUUGCUAGCGGGUUAUCAAUAAUCUUAAACUGUGAUCCAAUCAGUUCUUGGGUAAAGUCGACCUUGCUACCCUUGAGUAGAUCAAGAGAUGGUUCAUCCAAGAUGAUUUUGGGCGAGGAUUCCUGCGCAGUUUCUGAUGCGGAGUCUUCGGCAACGAAUUGGAAAAUGGAGUCGUCCUCUUUAAUAAUCGUUGUGUCCUCGGCACCUUCGCUUGGUAUUGUUAUGAGGCUCAUAAUGUAUUGGAAGCCGUGGCAGCCGCCGCUCUCGACUUGGAUGCGCAGAGCAAGAUUGGGGUUCUUGUCCUUUGCCAUAAUUUGAUCCAAACGCUGUAAAAUAUUAGUUUCUUGCUUGUUUACUAUAUUUGGCUUGUGAUCAACAAACCUUGGCAGCUCGCGGGGUAAUCUCGAGCAUCAUCUCGUAUGCCGUCUUCUGCUUGUGGGAGUUUCGGAUGCAGACAGUGGCUUGUCUGGCGGAAGAUGUGGAGAAGAGACGAGAUGUAUUAGAGAAGGAUGUAAUGCGGGAGUCAAUGCGGGAUAUGGAUAUGCGAGGAGUCGAGCUAUGGAGAGUGGGAGCUGCGAUGCUCUUUCGCGGGACGAGGAAGUCGAAGCUCGAGGAGGUGCUGGUGGUGCCGUAUCGUCGUUUAGCAAGCUGCACAAAGGCACGAGCUGUGCAGGUAUUGCUGGCGCAGCGUAUGGGAGCCAUGUUUGACGGUUGUUUGCGCGGGGAUGCAAAUGCGUCUGGCGCCAAUGUCGAGAUGCAGACGACAAAAGGGUGGUUGUAUUAUAAAUUUACAUGGGGACGCCUAUGGUUGGCUACAGCAAAAAAAGAGAGCACGAGAACUGGAUGAGUCAGCGAGCAGCAGUGCACAGUGUGUAGGGAGCCGUGCGAGGGGCAUUCUCC
Molecule: messenger RNA, 2186 nt
Organism: [Torrubiella] hemipterigena
Lineage: Eukaryota; Fungi; Ascomycota; Sordariomycetes; Hypocreales; Clavicipitaceae
Source: the annotation of a GenBank genome assembly